UGUUGGGAGUUGGGCGUGGUGCGGAUACUGCAGAUAUUCAACGAGCGUAUCGUGCUCUAGCCAAGAAAUAUCAUCCAGAUAGGCAGAAAACUGUUGAGGAAAAGGCAACGGCCGUGGAGACGUUUCGUCUGGUAGCUACAGCCUAUGAAAUUUUGCGUGAUCCAGAACAAAGGCAGGAAUAUGAAUACAUGCUCGAUCAUCCCACCGAAUUGUACUAUCAUUACUAUCGCUACUAUAAGCGAAGGUACUCCCGCAAAAUCGAUGUUCGGCUGGUUUUUCUCUCUGCUAUAUUGAUUUUGUCUGUUAUUCAAUACAUUAGUCAGAAAACGAAGCACAAUCAAGCUCUCACGUAUCUUGUCCGCGACCCAAAGUAUCGCACCAAGGCAAAGGAACUGGCCAUCGCUGAAAAACGUUUUCAGAUUGAUAGGCAAAAGGUGGGACGUCGGCUCACCAGGGAGGAGAUGAAGGUUCACGAAGAAGCGGUGAUUCGAUCUAUCAUGGCUGAGAAAUUUGAGCUUCGGGGUGAUUGUGGACCGCCAAGUAUUCGCAAUACGCUCGUUGUUCAACUGAUCAUUUUGCCUUACUACAUUGUUCGCCUAUGUUGGUGGGCUUUACGGUGGAUUGUUCUCUUUACCAUUCUUCGACGCCCCUACGGGUUUGAGGAGAAGGAAUACCUGACACGAUGGCGACUGGGCUACAAUCAGGCACGGUGGGAUAGUCUGGAUGAAGGGAGUAGAGCUUACUACAAUCGGUUGGGACUAUGGAGACGUGAAAAUUUUAAGGCCUACAGAGAACUAAUGGAGGAAGAAAUGCGGAUUCGAGCCGCGGAAGAUACAAAUAAGAAGCGCUAUCGGCGAUAUGUGAAACGUUAUGGUCCACCAGUAGCUGCAACGCUUGACGAUUCUUAA
Messenger RNA from Hydatigera taeniaeformis, 908 nucleotides. Lineage: Eukaryota; Metazoa; Platyhelminthes; Cestoda; Cyclophyllidea; Taeniidae. The record is from the annotation of a GenBank genome assembly.